This is a messenger RNA of Candidula unifasciata, 2295 nucleotides long. The record is from the annotation of a GenBank genome assembly. Lineage: Eukaryota; Metazoa; Mollusca; Gastropoda; Stylommatophora; Geomitridae.
AUGUAUUUUUGCCCCUGCUCAUGUGAUGACCCCAUUGAUCCUGAAACGGAAGAGAACUCAUUCUUUACUCUGCCUAGAAAUCUUUCCUACGUUCAGGACAGUUACCUGGAUCGCUACAGCGUGAGCGCGCGUUUCGUGCACAAUCCAAAAAUAGAACGGUGUAUUCAGCAUCAACAAGAUCGCGAGUGGAAGGCUAAUGUAGAGGCCGAAACUUUGGGAUUGUUGUCUACCAUCACAGCACAGGAGUUGAGUGGUCGGUGUGACGGCGGUUUUGACACUCUAUCUUCUUCAACAUUUGACUUUUCACGUGUAGAUACUUCACCUUCUGAAGCUGUGGUUUCGAGUUCGUCUGGUCAUUUUACAGCAGGCUGGUCGGAGGGGCAGUCUUCUUCGUCCUGUUUCACAGCGUCUUCGUUCUUUCACCCUGCCUCCGUGGUCGCAUCAAAAAUUUCUGCAUUUCUUCACUCCCCGCCGAAUGAAUCAAUGGCGUCGGCAAGAGAUAUAGGGACAAGUGUGGACGGGGAUAGCCUCCCUUUGAUGUCUGAGGCGUCUGCCAAGGUGGGACCUUUGUUUGUGGAGUGUUCCCGUUACUCUGGCGAUGAUAUGGAUAGGGACAGUGUUUUGGAGAACUGUGCUUCUCAUACAGUAUUGAGAUCUUCACCCACUGAGUUAGCUGGUCAGGUGGUUGGUACAACAGUUAAAGGUGAACAUGAUAAUAACUUCGAAGAUAGUGAGAUAGCAAUAUCGUCAGGUAACUUCGAUGACGAUUUAUUAGAUGAUACUGACAGCAACAGUUCUGACGCCCACAGUGUACCUCGCACAAAUAUGCAGGAAAUAUAUAAUGCCAAAGAGAAUCCCGUUUUUACAUCAUCAUUCGAGUCAAAUGACUUCUGGUCCCAGAAACCUGAUCAUAUUGGAGAGAAAAUCCGGUUUCCUACAAAGAACACCAGUUCUGAUAGCGAGAACCAAGAAAUGAUGUCCGAAAGUAAUUCCCAAUUCAGGAGUUUGAGAGAUCCUUCGCUGACGCCAUUGAAUGUUUCAAGGAAGGAUAAUUUUUCUGAAGGGGAUAUAACUUCGAGAAUGUACGAAGACGGCAGUUGUGGGAAUGUUUUAAGUAUCGGCGUGAGUGCCUUGUGUGGCUCGCCGGACUCUGAUGCUUUCAGUGAAGAGGGCGUCUUUGUGAACACGGAUGACCUGGACAGUACCCACGAGAAGUCCACUACAGUGAGCGACGCCAGCGAUGACACGUUUAUAUCUGCUGAUUCCAUGUUUAUGAGCCCAGACGAAGGAGAGUUAGAGGAUGAGGACGACAGCGGAAAGGAACCGGUAGGGAAAAUGUCAAUACAAGAAGCUAUUAGUCGUGCAGCCUCUGACCUCAAUAAGAUAAGCCUGGGUAUUUAUGGGUCAAGCCACUCCACAUCCCUGUCUUCUAUCACUACCUCUAACAGUUCACUUUCGGAUGCUGGAACCGAUCUUAGAUUUCCACCUCGAAUUGAGAAAUCCCCAGGUAGAAGCUCUCCUGUUAGGACACACCCCGGACUUAAAAUACAAAUAGAUGAAAGCUGUCUUGGUUCGCAGAGUCUCUUGACUGACUCCUCCCUGACGCUAACGGAGAGUCCAGUAUACCCAGACGAAGAGUUUAACUUCAGCAGAGUUCAGCUUCGAAAAAGUUCAUCGCUUAAAAGCAACAAAACUCCGCCUGGUACCCCACAUCGGAAAAAAGUUGUACGUUUUGCCGACGCCAUGGGACUGGAUUUAGAAUCAGUACGCCAUGUUUUGAACAUGGAGUCUCCGCCGAAAAUUCCCGCUUCCGCCCUUGCCGAUCUAAUGAGAGGAUUAGAGGAAGAUAACUCUGAAGUUGGUUCCAAAUAUCUAUGCCCCUGCUUCAGCCAACCCGGAGCAGCCGGGAAUUUUAUCACCAGAAUUCUCAACCAGAAAGUGUGUUUGGAAAACGCUAUAAUUAAUGACCUAACAAUUACUGGCUUCGUCCGCGUGGCCAACAUUGCGUUCCACAAAGCGGUUCGUAUACGAUACACACACAACGGCUGGAGCUCUUUCUAUGACAUAGCUGCAAGCUAUGUGCAGAACUCUUGCGACGGUCCAACAGACCGCUUCUCCUUCAGCAUCGUGGCGCCGCCAUACUUCGGUCCUGGAAGUCGUCUGGAGUUUGCCGUCUGCUACAUCGCCGAAGGAGUCGAGUACUGGGACAACAAUGAGGGCAGAAACUAUAUAUUCGAAUGUUUUGCGAAGUCGAUUCCCAUGGACAGCGAGACGGCUUGGCUACAUUUCUUAUGA